UUUCAAUUUCCAUUCCUUUUCAUGUAUGCUUUUGAUCGUGGUAGGAAAAAAAGGAAAGGGUUUCUCUCAGAUCAUUUAUUUCUGUUGAUUUUCUGCAAUUUCCAUCAAUUCAAAUCUGGUUUCUUCUUCUGUAGAUCUCAUGUAAUCAUACCCCGGAACAAAACGUAACCUUUGAAGUAUAUUCUGUCAGAUUGAUUUGAUCUGUUCUUCUUUUCUCUGUUACAUUAGAUUUUCAUUUCUGGGUUUUCUUACUUUUUGCAUUGAUUUAGUUUGGAAAUCGCUUCUGUGCAGGUUUUUGUAAUCUUGUGUUCUUGGGUUUUGAUUUGGGUCUUGAAACCUUCGAGUUUUUUUCUUUUUUGGGGGUCGAACGGUGGGAAAAAAAAUGUUGUCUAGAUCUUAUACGAAUCUUUUAGAUCUGGCGUCGGGGAAUUUCCCUGUGAUGAGCCGUGUUGGAAGGGCCCGUCUUCCCCGCGUGAUGACCGUCCCUGGUAUUGUCUCCGAGCUUGACGACGAUCAGGCCUAUAGCGUCUCGUCAGACGUCCCGUCCUCAAUCGUGCAGGAUCGUAUUAUCAUCGUCGCCAAUCAGCUUCCUGUGAAGGCCAAGCGACGGCCUGACAACAAGGGCUGGAGUUUCAGUUGGGAUGAGGAUUCUCUGCUUCUGCAGUUGAAAGACGGAUUGCCAGAGGAAAUGGAGGUGAUCUACAUCGGCUCUUUGAGGGUUGAUGUCGACGUGAAUGAGCAGGACGAUGUGUCGCAGACUCUGUUGGAGAGGUUCAAAUGUGUUCCAGCCUUCCUGCCACCUGAUAUUCUGGCGAAGUUCUACCAUGGGUUCUGCAAGCAGCAGCUGUGGCCACUGUUCCAUUACAUGCUGCCUUUCUCGGCCGAUCAUGGGGGCCGGUUUGAUCGGUCUUUGUGGGAGGCCUAUGUUUCUGCCAACAAGUUCUUUGCGCAGAAGGUGAUCGAGGUUAUAAACCCGGAAGAUGAUUAUGUCUGGAUCCAUGACUACCAUCUGAUGGUGCUGCCAACCUUCUUGAGACGGCGUUUUAACCGGCUGAGGAUGGGCUUCUUUCUACAUAGCCCAUUCCCAUCUUCUGAGAUCUAUCGGACUCUUCCCGUUAGAGAAGAGAUCCUCAAGGCCCUUCUGAAUUCAGACCUGAUUGGUUUCCACACAUUUGAUUACGCCAGGCAUUUCCUUUCUUGUUGCAGCAGAAUGUUGGGUUUGGAGUAUCAAUCGAAGAGGGGUUACAUUGGAUUGGAAUAUUAUGGACGGACGGUUGGGAUUAAGAUCAUGCCUGUUGGGAUUCACAUGGGUCAGAUAGAAUCAGUGCUUCAUCACGCAGAUAAGGAGUGGAGAGUAGGAGAGCUUAGACAGCAGUUUGAGGGGAAGGUGGUUUUGCUUGGCGUUGAUGACAUGGAUAUAUUUAAAGGGAUAAAUCUGAAGCUGUUGGCUAUGGAGCAGAUGCUCAAGCAACAUCCUAAAUGGCAGGGACGGGCGGUUUUGGUUCAGAUUGUAAAUCCUGCAAGGGGUAGAGGGAGAGAUAUUGAGGAUAUAGAAACUGAAAUACGGGCAAGUUGCAAUAGGAUCAACGAAGUAUUUGGACAGCCUGGUUAUGAACCGGUGGUUUUCAUUGACCAGCCUGUUUCAAUCAGUGAUAGGAUUGCAUUCUAUACAAUUGCAGAAUGUGUUGUUGUUACGGCUGUCAGAGAUGGCAUGAACCUUACACCAUAUGAGUAUGUUGUCUGUAGGCAAGGAAUCUCUGGAUCUGAAUCGGGAUCUGAUGCAAGUGGCCCCAAAAAGAGCAUGUUAGUGGUGUCAGAAUUCAUUGGGUGUUCUCCUUCACUCAGUGGUGCAAUCCGAGUCAACCCGUGGAAUGUCGAAGCGACUGCAGAGGCGAUGAAUGAGGCAAUCUCAAUGGCCGAUCCCGAGAAACAGUUGCGACAUGAGAAGCACUACAGAUACGUGAGCACCCAUGAUGUGGCUUACUGGUCACGGAGUUUCUUGCAAGACAUGGAGAGAACUUGCAAAGACCAUUUCAGGAGAAGAUGUUGGGGAAUUGGAUUGAGCUUCGGUUUCAGAGUUGUGGCACUUGAUCCUAAUUUCAGGAAGCUGAAUAUAGACACCAUUGUCUCGGCAUAUGAAAGGGCCAAGAAUAGGGUGAUAUUGUUGGAUUAUGAUGGCACUUUGAUGCCCAAAACCUCUAUCAACAAAACCCCGGGCCUGGAAGUUUUAUCAAUCCUGAAUACCCUCUGUGGCGAUUCGAAAAAUGUUGUUUUCAUUGUCAGUGGAAGAGGGAGGGAAAGCUUAAGCAAGUGGUUUUCUCCAUGUGAAAAGCUAGGAAUUGCAGCAGAGCAUGGCUACUUCUUGAGGUGGACGAGGGACCAGGAAUGGGAAACCUGUGGCCAGAGUACUGAUUUUGGUUGGAUACAAAUUGCCGAGCCUGUGACGAAACAGUAUACAGAAGCUACUGAUGGUUCUUCUAUUGAAAUCAAAGAGAGUGCAUUGGUUUGGCACCAUCAGGAUGCAGACCCAGGCUUUGGAUCCUGCCAGGCAAAGGAAUUGUUAGACCAUCUGGAGAGCGUACUAGCAAAUGAACCUGUUGCUGUGAAGAGUGGUCAGUACAUUGUAGAAGUGAAGCCUCAGGGAGUCAGCAAAGGCCUAGUUGCAGAAAAGAUCCUGUCGUCAAUUAGAGAAAACGGGAGGCAAUCUGACUUUGUGCUGUGUGUUGGCGAUGACAGAUCCGAUGAGGACAUGUUCGAAGGCAUCAGCGCAAUGGCAAGGGAUGCCCUCCCCUCUACAUCAGUGUUUGCUUGCACGGUUGGGCAGAAGCCAAGCAAAGCCAAAUAUUAUUUGGAUGAUGCAGGAGAUGUCGUAACAAUGCUACAUUCUCUUGCCGAAGCCUCUGACCAAUCAACCUCGCCUCAAACUGAUAAUUCUCCUUGAAAUUCUCCUCCAUCAAGCACAUUCACAGGAAGAGCCUCUCCUGCAGGUGUUUGAACCCCCCCAUGAAAGAAAAGCAAAGCCUUCCAUUGAUCAGGCAGAUGGAAACAGAGAAUUGUUCUGCAUUGACUCAGACAGCUAGAGGAGGGUAGCCGCAGUUACUGGAUUUUAUUCAUUGACUGACUUGGGACUGAAAAGAUGGAUCUGCCUUAUUUUUUGGCUGCAUUGCAAGCAUGUAAGGCAGCUUUUCAGACUUACCAUGCUAGAGGUAUGUAGUAAGGAGAAAUCAGAAGAGACGGUUAGAAAGAAAUCCUUAUUCACAGUGACUGAAGAGGGAGAAGUUGCUGUCCUGUGUUGUCUUUCACUCAUGCCUGAUUGGGGUCACAUCUGUAGCGGAAUUGCAAGAGAAUACGCGGAAGCAGCCAGCACCAGCAACCUAUAAACUGAUAUCUGAUUGUUGAUUAUCCAGUUGAAUGUUUACUGAUAAUACAGUUGCAUUUUUUUUC
Magnolia sinica is the source of this 3444-nucleotide messenger RNA. RefSeq names its product probable alpha,alpha-trehalose-phosphate synthase [UDP-forming] 7. The coding region runs from base 383 to 2941 and encodes 852 amino acids. The record is from RefSeq and is a predicted model, not a curated record. NCBI's taxonomy places the organism in Eukaryota, Viridiplantae, Streptophyta, Magnoliopsida, Magnoliales, Magnoliaceae. The transcript is spliced from 3 exons. Gene Ontology annotation, cellular component: cytosol. Gene Ontology annotation, molecular function: catalytic activity. Gene Ontology annotation, biological process: trehalose biosynthetic process.